AUGGCUCAAAGCCAGAUUGAUCUUGCUAAAAGGGUUAAGUCCGAGAAACUGCUGAUGCAGAUGCUUACUGCCGAAAAAAGCAAGCUGGAAAAGAGCAUACAACAAAUGGAAGAUGAGCUGAGGUCAAAACGAAGAUAUUUGACCUCGACUCCGGCAAGUCAGAUACCUAUUCCAGUGACAUUGGUGACACCUGACGCCAGUAACAUUGCUGUAAGCGCCCCUCACCACAGUGACGAUGGGUGGAGCCCAGUACCCACCCCAAGACGGUCAAAGCCGUCAGCAUUGCCACCACAGCCAACGCCUGAGCCAGAGAGGCCCACACCCACUCCAAGACGGUCAAAGCCGUCAGCGUUGCCACCACAGCCAACGCCUGAGCCUGAGCCAGAGAGGCUCACACCCUCUAGAGAUCCUCUCAGUCAAGACUCUGAAUCGAAAGGAGUUGGUGCAGCAGAUGAGAGUAUCGCCAAGUUAGCCGAAAUCCUUACCGAAUUGCAACGUCGGGACCACCUGCCGAGAGUUGAACCAGAAGUCUUCAAGGGUGAUCUUCUUCAAUAUCCGCUAUGGAACUCGUCAUUUGAGACCAUGAUCGAAGCUUGUGUUACCUCAGUGACACAGCGAUUACACUACCUGAGUAAAUAUACGGGAGGUGAAGCAAAGGAGGCUAUUCGAGGUCUGCUCUCUCAAGGCACCGCAGAUGCAUACAUGAGGGCAAGGUCGCUCCUAAAGGAAAGGUACGGAAAUAAAUUCAUAACAGCAGAAGCCUACAAGCAAAGAAUUGACAGUUGGCCUCAUCUUAAGGCGGGAGAUGGUAGGGAGUUGAGGAAGUUCGCCGACUUCUUGACAAGUUUUGCUAGUGCAAUGAACUCAAUCCGUUACCUAGAUGGACUUAACAACCCAGAUGAGAAUAAGAAGAUUCUUCGCAAACUCCCACGAUAUAUUGUGGACAGAUGGAGCAGGAUUAUUGAUACAAGGCUGAGCAAAGAUGAUCCAUCCUACCCAAGUUUUCAAGAAUUCUGUGACUUCAUCGUAAAGGAAGCCCGGAUCGCAUGCAGUCCAGUCAGUCUAAGAGGGGAGGACAGCAGUGGAAAACCAGACAAGGCAAAGGGGACCGCAAACCAUUUCAAGUCGAAGACUUUGUCAACAGUUGCAAAAUCGUCAAAAACUGAGCCGCAGCCUAAAUCAGAACAGACCAGUCAGAAGCCUAAGCCAAAGGCCCGCAAGUGUGCUGUAUGCAGUAAUCCCCAUGGAGUCGCCACGUGUCCAACCUUUGCAGCAAUGUCUCUGACCGAGCGAAAAACUACAAUCAAGGAUAAGGCCCUGUGUUAUGGCUGUCUGAGAUUCGGGCACCGUCGAGCCACAUGUAAAACAAAGCUGACAUGUGAGGUGUGCUCAAAACUGCAUCCAACUGUACUGCAGGAUUACAAUGCGGUAGCAAUGCCUCAGACAGGCGUUGCCCCAGAUAACGCUAACACUAACUGUGUAAAACAAGGACACAGGUGCUCUCAUUCGUUAAUCCUACCUGUCACCCUGUAUCACGAGAAGGAUCCAAGAAGAACAGUCGACGUUUACGCCCUCUUGGACCCACAGUCCGACACUUGUUUCGUCUCUGAGAAUACAGCCAGAACCCUAGAUGUUAAAGGAUGUGAUGUUACCCUCAGGCUAACAACCAUGUUAGCUGAAGCCACUGUUAAGUCUACUAAGGUCACAGGCCUCCGAGUAAUGGAUGUUGAUCGCAAUUUGGAUGUAGGCCUCCCAGUUACCUACACCAGAGACAAAAGACCUGCUACACAUGGGCAGAUACCUAGAGCUGACACUUUGAGAACAAUUCCCCACCUGGCAAAGAUAGCAGACAAGCUUCAUCCUCAUCAAGACAUUGAAAUCGGCCUGCUUGUUGGGAUGAACUGCCCUCGACUCAUGAAACCUAGAGAUGUUGUCCCAGGAGGAAACAAUGACCCUUAUGCCAUUUUGACCGAUCUUGGUUGGGGAGUCAUUGGUAUCCUUGACUGCAGCUGUGAAGAUGAAAGCCAAAUAGAGUCCGCCUGCAGAUCAAUCAGUACUGAAGGAGGCAGUUGUCACUUUGCAUUCAGAACCAAAGGCAAGGAGAUAAGUCCAAUUCUACUUAGUGAGUGGUUUGAACGAGAAUUUCAUGAAGACGACUCCGAAGAGAAGAUGUCCUGUGACGAUAGAAAAUUUCUAUCCAAGGCACGAGAUGGACUACAGCAGUUAGAAAACGGACAUUUUCAGCUGCCCCUGCCACUGAAGGAUGACAACAUGGUCCUGCCCAACAACAGACAGCUCGCUGUAAGGCGCUUAAAUGGUCUGAAACGCCGAUUACGCCGUGAUGAAGCAUAUAAGGGAAAGUAUGUUGAUUUUAUGGAGGACUUGUUUGUGAAGGGCUAUGCCGAACCAGCCCCCAAGGAGACCCCUACAGGCCAAGUCUGGUACAUUCCCCACCAUGGUGUACUUCAUCCCAAGAAGCCAGAUAAACUCAGAGUUGUUUAUGACUGCAGCGCUGCAUAUCAAGGACAAGUACUCAACAGCAACCUUCUCCAGGGUCCUGAUCUCACAAACAAUUUAACUGGCAUACUUUGUCGUUUCCGGAAGGAGCCAGUGGCCUUCACCUGUGACAUUGAGGCUUUCUAUCACCAGGUAUCUGUCGCAGAAGAUAGUAGAGACCUUUUUCGCUUUCUAUGGUGGAAGAACGGGCAGCUAGAAGAAGAGCCGACCGACUACAGGAUGACAGUCCAUGUGUUUGGAGCCACAUCUUCCCCUGGAUGUUGUAAUUAUGCGCUAAAGGCCACAGCAGACAAGUACGAAGAAAAACACGGAAAAGAGGCUGCCGAUUUUGUAAGAGAUAGUUUCUACGCUGAUGAUGGCAUCCGGUCUGUCCCAACAACCAAGUCAGCCAAGGAGUUAAUCGAUUCAAGCCGCCAACUCUGUAAGGAAGGAGGUUUUCGUCUGCACAAGUUUGCAUCUAAUAAGAGAGAAGUAUUGGACACCAUCCCUGCUGCAGAAAGGGCAAAGAAUCUUCAACACGUCAAUCUGCUGCAAGACGAUCUGCCAGUUGAGAGGACUUUGGGAGUAGAAUGGUGCAUCCAGUCCGAUGCCUUUCGUUUUCAAAUCCAGCUCCAAGGCAAGCCGUUGACAAGAAGAGGGAUUCGAUCUAGUAUCAGCUCGGUCUUCGACCCCCUUGGACUGGUGUCGCCACUUGUACUGGUGGGGCGGAGGAUUUUACAAGGAUUGUGCAGUAGCGGCGCAGAUUGGGAUGACCCAUUGCCAGAGGAAAUCAAAAUGGAAUGGGAGAGAUGGAGGCAAGAACUCAUGAUCCUGGCUGGCCUAGAAAUACCAAGAUGCUACAAGCCUGAAAAUUCUGGUGAAGUCAAGACAGUCGAGUUGCAUCAUUUUUCCGAUGCUAGUUUGGUCGGAUAUGGGCAAUGCAGCUACCUUCGGAUGAUCGAUGAAAACAACAAUGUCGACACUGCCUUGGUCAUGGCCAAAUCCAGAGUCGUUCCGUAA
Lineus longissimus is the source of this 3516-nucleotide messenger RNA. RefSeq lists its product as uncharacterized. Bases 1 to 3516 code for a protein of 1171 amino acids. The record is from RefSeq and is a predicted model, not a curated record. The transcript has a single exon. NCBI's taxonomy places the organism in Eukaryota, Metazoa, Nemertea, Pilidiophora, Heteronemertea, Lineidae.